Messenger RNA from Postia placenta MAD-698-R-SB12, 870 nucleotides. RefSeq lists its product as hypothetical. The record is from RefSeq and is a predicted model, not a curated record. Gene Ontology annotation, molecular function: enoyl-CoA hydratase activity. Bases 1 to 870 code for a protein of 289 amino acids. NCBI's taxonomy places the organism in Eukaryota, Fungi, Basidiomycota, Agaricomycetes, Polyporales, Adustoporiaceae. Gene Ontology annotation, cellular component: mitochondrion. Gene Ontology annotation, biological process: fatty acid beta-oxidation. The transcript is spliced from 8 exons.
AUGAGACAUGUUUCUGAUUCCGCAAUCUCUUUGACUCGCUCAGGCUGUACAAGGUCCCAUGAGGCCCAGGCUGCAACAACAGCCUCAGCUUAUCUCGAACGGCCUGCGACGCACCCCGGCGUGACAUAUCUCUCGCUCAACCGCCCGCAAGCCAAGAACGCCAUCUCGCUCAGGCUCCUUGAGGAGUUCCGUCAGUGCCUCGAUGAAGUGCAGUUCGACAAGGGCGCGCGCGUCCUCGUCCUCCGUUCGUCUACGUCUGGCGCAUUCUGUGCUGGCGCCGAUCUCGUUGAGCGGCGCUCCAUGUCCAAGGCCCAGGUCGACAAGUUUCUUCUCGACCUGCGCGCAGCACUAGCCGUUCUCGAGAACCUUCCGCUCCCCACUCUCGCGGCUAUCGACGGUCCCGCGCUCGGUGGUGGCCUCGAGCUUGCCCUCGCAUGUGAUCUCAGAGUUGCUGGGCACGCUGUCACCAAGAUUGGCCUCCCAGAGACACGGCUGGGCAUAAUCCCAGGGGCUGGUGGAACACAGCGUCUGACCCGCCUGCUCGGAUUGGCCAAAGCAAAGCGGCUUAUCUUCACGGCGCGAACACUCGACGCUGCAGAGGCCCUUGGUAUUGGCCUCGUGGACUAUGUCUCUGCUCCUGGAGUGUCUGCGGUAGACAAGGCGCUUGAAGUCGCCUCGGACAUUGCACAAAACGCACCGUUGGCCCUGCGAGCGGCAAAACAGGCGAUUUCGCGCGCGCCUGAGCUUAGCCUUGAUUCCGGGCUGGAUUUCGAACGGGCAAGCUACGAGCCGCUUUUACACUCGCGCGAUCGAGUUGAGGCGCUUGACGCGUUCCGGGAGAAGCGCAAGCCAGUCUUCCGGGGAGAGUAG